Molecule: messenger RNA, 1212 nt
Organism: Didymodactylos carnosus
Lineage: Eukaryota; Metazoa; Rotifera; Eurotatoria; Philodinida; Philodinidae
Source: the annotation of a GenBank genome assembly
AUGGCAGCUACAUCAAAAGUUCAAUGUGCGAAAUGUGAGAAAAAUUCUGGUAUACUGACAUGCGAUGGCUGUUUAGAAAAGUUGUGCCGACGAUGUUUCAAUGAUCAUCGUCAAGAUUUGUCAAAAGAACUCGACAAUGUUGUUUAUGAACACGAUAUGCUCAAACAGCAGCUCGAAACGCCAUAUGAAAAUGACUCUCAUCGUUUGUUGAAACAAAUUGAUACUUGGAAAAAAGACUCUAUCGACAAAAUUAAUCAUCUGGCUGGUCAAUGUCAGAGUGAAGUUGUUAAAUUGCUAGAUAAAAACAAAGACCGGCUUACGGAUAGAUUUGUCAAAAUAACGAAUAGAGUUCGUAAAGGUAGAGACGAUGAAGAUUAUGAUGAACGAGAUCUGAGCAAGUGGAUGAAUGAGUUAAAAGAAAUAGAAGAUGAACUUAUCGAACCAUCGAACUUCCGCGUCGAAGAGGAUAAACAACAAUCUUCUUGGAUUCAAAAGAUCAGAGUACACGAAGAUUUCCGCGACCAAGCAAAAGCAACAGAUGGUUAUUCAAACCUACAAUUUUCACCGUUAUCACCGGUCAAGCCACCAACAGUUGGAACGCAAUUGAAAACGUCCAGUGUAUCAGGAACAUAUCUAACAACACUAUCGAAGGAAGAGCACAAAAUUAUAGAAAAAUUAAGCUCUCAUGAUACAAGAAUUCUUAACGUUGGCAGUGGCAGUAUAUCAGCUGAAGGGGCAAAAGUAAUUGCAGAAGCUUUGAAAACAAAUCAAACAUUAACACAUCUUUAUAUGGAGAACAACAAUAUAUCAGAUGCAGGGGCAAAAGCAAUUGCAGAAGCUUUGAAAACAAAUCAAACAUUAACACAUCUUUAUAUGGAGAACAACAAUAUAUCAGAUGCAGGGGCAAAAGCAAUUGCAGAAGCCUUGAAAACAAACCAAACAUUAACAGUUCUUGGUAUUCAGAACAACAAUAUAUCAGAUGCAGGGGCAAAAGUAAUUGCAGAAGCUUUGAAAACAAAUCAAACAUUAACACAUCUUUAUAUGUCGAACAACAAUAUAUCAGAUGCAGGGGCAAAAGCAAUUGCAGAAGCCUUGAAAACAAAUCAAACAUUAACACAUCUUUAUAUGUCGAACAACAAUAUAUCAGAUGCAGGGGCAAAAGUAAUUGCAAAAGCCGUGAAAAAGUAUAAGGUGUGUGCAGUGUAUCAUUAG